Lampris incognitus (smalleye Pacific opah) is the source of this 4471-nucleotide messenger RNA. It is a transcript of the gene tbkbp1, whose product is annotated as TBK1 binding protein 1. Gene Ontology annotation, cellular component: cytoplasm. Gene Ontology annotation, biological process: canonical NF-kappaB signal transduction. The transcript has 10 exons. The record is from RefSeq and is a predicted model, not a curated record. Bases 274 to 2187 code for a protein of 637 amino acids. NCBI's taxonomy places the organism in Eukaryota, Metazoa, Chordata, Actinopteri, Lampriformes, Lampridae.
AGCCGAGCUCCGUGUUACUGCUGUGUGAGCCUCAGUCACACAGCAGUAACGGGAGGCGUGCAGGAUAUAGUGGCGGUGGUGGGAGCACACGAGGAGCAGAGACCACUGUGAACCGGGCUUUGGAUAAUUACCGUGAAGCGGGCGCUUUUUGGGGCGCACUUGCCUCCCCCCCCCUCCCGCCCCCAUCCCCAGCCCCAUCACCCCCACCCCCCACCCCCCCGGAGCAAUGGCAUCUAUGGAUCGAUCAAAGGGACUGCGUUGAGGCCCUGAGUAAUGGAGUCCCUGUUUGGCGGCGGGGAGCUGGGGCUGCUGGGAGGGGGUGGAGAGGCAGGGGGUCUGAAGGAGGAUGGCUGCGGCAGCGUGGCAUGGCGCUCCUCACCCUUGACCCCCGACGACGUCUACCCGACCUCCCACUUCGCCCUUAUCACCGCCUAUCAGGACAUCAAGACCCGGCUGGCCAGCCUGGAGAGAGAGAACAGCAGCAUCAAGAGGAAGCUCAAGAUCUAUGAGAUCAAGUUCCCCAUGAUCAGUGAGUUUGAGGACGACAGUAACUACUGUUCCUUUGAGAGCAAAGAGACGGCUCUGCUGCAGUCUGAGAACGGCAACCUGCAGCAGAGGGUCAACGCCCUCACCCACGAGAUCCAGAAGAGGAAGGACAGAGAGGAGCAGUUGGAGGAUGUGAUCCAGGCCUAUGAGAAGAUUCACUUAGAGAAAAGUAACCUCCAGAGAGACCUCGACAAGAUGACAAGUCUGGUGGAGAAGCACGUCGAGCGUAUUUUGAGUCUAGAGUCAGCGCUAAGACAGAGGGACAACUCCCUGCAGAAACUCAACACCCAGCUGCACAGCAAAGACAUGCAGUACCUGCAACUGCACGCCAGCCCAGACACUCACUUGCUGGACUGCCCGGCUAUGACCCUUCAGAGCUCCCGUAGUUUGGAUGCCCUGUCAGACCUGAAGUUGCAGCGGUUGGAGGCAGAGCUAGAAGGGGCACGGCACGAGGCCCAGGGCGCGUGCCAGCGGGAGGAGGAGCUGAAGGGCGAGUGUGAGAGACUCAAGGAGGAGAUGAGACAGCUGCAGAAUAGCCACAGAGAGAGGGAAAUGACUUCUUCAUGCGAGCAGUGUGAUGUGGAGUGGAUAAAGAAGGUGGGAGACGAACAGGUGAAUUUGGCCUUGGCCUAUACCGAGCUUACAGAGGAGCUGGGACGUCUUCAAGCACUGAGCUCCAAACAGACAGAAAUCCUGAGGAAGGCCUCACAGGAACAGGCUAGCCCGGUCCAGCGUCACUCUCCUAUUCACCACCAACGUCACUCCCCAGUGUCUCCUCGCCACUCGCCCAUUCCACAGCGCCAUUCCCCGGUUCCUCCACUGCACCACUCCCCAAUCUCCCAGAGACGCUCCCCGGUCAUCCAGCGCCUGUCCCCGGACAUGCACCGCCGCUCGCCCCUUUUGGAUAUCAGCGACGGGCCGGCCUCUUACUCGAGCCGGCCACCCAGCCAUCACCUGAGAGCCAGUUUCCAGGGCCGGCGUAGCUACUCAGAGGUUGCUGACCCCUCGGCCUACCAGCGCCCUCCCCGCUUCACCCUGGACCCCGUCUCCACCCUGCCCAAGCCCCGGCCAUACGUGGAGGGCUACCCGAAGCAGCAGCAGCCCCAGCACGUCGGCUCCCCUCACGGCGGACCGCAGCACAGAGGCUCCCCCGCUCCCCAUCAGGGUGGUUCAGGGGUCGAGGCGGGCCUCGGGGAGAGCUCCAUGCGCCACUCGAGAGAGAUGCCGUUCCCCCUGUCAGAGGUGUCCCACAUGCAUUUCGAACCCCUGCCCCCAUCCACACCAGCCCCGCAGCCACCGCAGUCCUCGGAGGACGAGGAGGAGUGGACCUGCCCCCAUCCCAUCAGCCCGCCGCGGACACUGGGUGUGUCCUCUCCAGCUGGGCCCGGGGGCGUUAUGAGAGGGCCAGCCUCCUGCUCAGCCUUCCCGAUCCCCCAGCGAUCCAAUACCCUCAGCUGCCACCCGCAAGGAUACCUGUCCGCUGAGCACGCUCAGUCCUGGCCCUCAAUCAACCUGUGGAUGGAGACAGUAGAGAGUGAGAUGAGGAGUUGCCCUCUCUGUCAGUUGAUUUUCCCCGUGGGUUACCCUGAUGAUGCCCUCAUCAAGCACAUCGAUUCCCACCUGGAGAACAGCAAGAUCUGAUUGCCAUGGCAACUAGCCUGCGUGCAAACAUGCACGCACACACACACUCUCUCUCUCUCUCUCUCACACGCGCACACACACACACACACACACUUUGUUGCGACCAGACUCAUAGGUUAUGUAAGAGGUUGGCACACCUGUCCAAAGAGGAAAUACAAUUUGUAUCUCUUCAAGUAUCACACCAUUUAUGGUCCACUGCAGUUAUCUAUGGGUGACUGUCUAUUGGAGGUCCAUACACAGUCCAUAGACGGGGCACUCGUUUCAGUGGAGAUCAUCACAUCUCAAGACUGCCUUUAUGUGUUUUGAAAAGAAGAUGCAAUUUACAUACAUUUAGGUCAAGGAUUUAAAAGGUCAGUAUUUGAUUAUCGUACAUGUAUUUGUCUUAGAUUGGUGACCAUAGAUAUCAGCGUGGAGACCUUUAUAGAUCGCACACAUAAGAAAGGUCUGCUUCUCUCUUAUCUAAUUGGUGCCUCUGGUUGCUGCUCUCUCUUGUGAUGAGCAGGGUUCUGCAGUGGUUUCAGGUUUCCUCCGGCUCCUUUUCGGUGUACUUCUACUAGUACUGUUUUUGCAAAGUUUGCUAAGAUGAGGAUGAACUGCUCGACCUUUUGAGACUUUAACACUUGGACAUGUCAGAAGUUCAUGAUACAUAAAUGAAUGAUCAGGGAGAUUUGAGGCACUUUUGAGUUUAUUCAAUGUUGAUAUAGCACACUUAGCACUCGUUGGCUUUACAUUCGCCUGCUUUGAGUUAUUAUUCUUUUCUCACACGUGUACAGUAUGUGGCGGUCCAUACAUGCCAGUGAUGAUUCUCCGGAUUCCCAGCAGUUGGAUAAUUGGAUUGAUUUUACAAAAUAACAAAUUAAAUGUCGGUAACUGUUUCGGGGCUUGGCUGUAUUAUGAAGUGGUUUUAUUUAUUUAUUUGUUUCUUUUUACGACGCUGUAUGAGAGGAUGGCACUGUGAUUGUAAUAUGUAGUGAACAACUUGGCUGACUGUCAGCAGAUCAGGGUUGGACGUCAGUUCGCCUUCAAUUCCUCGAAAUGAGAAAGUGUGGUUUCUAUGACAAAAAGUCAAACAUUCCACAAACACACUGCGUUUUUUUUUGUUGUUUGGUUUGGUUUUUGUUUUUUUUUUGACUGACGCAUUAUUUAGAUUCGGUGGUUGCGAGUGUUGAAAUGUGUUUUUGAUGGGAGUUGAGGCGGAUUGACCCUGACGAAGGUUGACGAUGCCCUGCAGGGCGGGGCAUACACGUGGAUGUGACCUCGCUACGUGCAGCGUGGCAGGAACCCGUUACUCAGAAUUACUCGGAAUAUACCUUUAUGCUUGCAGCCUGACCAGAUAUCUCAGUAUCUUAGCACCUUAAGUUAACCUAGCCUACUGAUUACUGUAGUAUAUCUGUUUUCAUUUCCCACCAUAUAUUUAUUGUUUAACUGUAAGUAACGAGGCAAAAAAAAAAAAUGACUGAUAUAUAUUUUUGCAAAUGUUGAUGCACCACAUAACUCAUGUGGGUGACAUUUAUCUCCCGUGGUCUUGCACACUGCUGUGUAUAUAUAUAUAUAGAUAGUGUAGAGGAGGAUGGAGGUUUCAUUCCAAUGGUCGCUGAUGGCACGGGAUAUUUUUCUGUAGAAAGACUUGGUUUUCAUCUGGGACUGCCCUCGAUCUUCCUAGAGAACUGAGCUUCACAACACUUUGAUGUCACUACUGCCCAGACUACCCCACAAAAAAAUGUAAAAAAUAAGUGCAGCUGGUGGUGAUGAACAAAAACCACCAGAACUAGAUGACGCCUUUUGGCCCAUGGAUUUCAUUUAUUUUGCUGCAGGUUAAAUCUUAAUUCCAGAUCUGCUUGUGUGUAACUUAAAUUUCUCAGUAAAAACUCUGUUACACUGAUGUCAGCCUAUCUCAAGAUCUAAGUUACAUGCGCGGUUUCAGAGUUAAGUCUUGUUAUUAUACAUCCACCCAUGCAUUUAAAAAAGUUUUUUUUUGUAAUGUUUGAUGAGAUAGUAUGGGCAGAUUAGGACAAAUAGUGUAGGUAGAGGUACAUUUUAUCACGUUGGCGAGAAGGGACACCGCCCUUCAGCUGGAAAUCAGCUGUGCAACAAAACCUCUAAGGCAGCAUGGACAUAUUCUACCACUAAAUAACUGAGGGCUGUAAUGAUUCCCAAAUAGUUCCUUCUGUAUGUACCUUCCUACUGCCUAUCACUCUGUGCAAAACUAUUUACAGCUGUGUACAGACAGGUGUUUUGCAAGCUUGUAAGGAUGAUGUAACAUGUACUCUAUUAAACGACUUCA